Dracunculus medinensis (Guinea worm) is the source of this 1500-nucleotide messenger RNA. NCBI's taxonomy places the organism in Eukaryota, Metazoa, Nematoda, Chromadorea, Rhabditida, Dracunculidae. The record is from the annotation of a GenBank genome assembly.
AUGGCUGAAAAAGAGCAAAUAGAGAAAAUACAAGAACUAUUACCACAAUUUUCCUAUAAUAAAAUUUUAUGCUUGUUAAAAGAAGCUGGCGAUGUCAUUGAACGAGCUUUGGAUCUUAUCAAUUUGAACGAUUCGAUUUCGAAAAGGCAAUCACCUGUAUUCGCUUAUCAAACUUCUGACUUAUCACAAAAUUUUUAUCGAAUUACAUCGAAUAAAAUGAAGAUUAUAGUUGCUGAAGAAGGAUUACCUAGUGAACAAAUAAUUUUCAAUAUCACUCAGACACUUUCCGAUUGCAACUGCAAAAUAAUUCAAGUUAAAACUCUCAGGUAUUGUCUUCAGGCUGAAUAUGAAGAAAAAUUUGCUGAAUUACCAGUCGACAUUGAAUUCUGCGACAGUUUUACCGCUUAUAAGGCAACAAUUGAUUUUGUGCGAUCAUUUAUUCAAGAGACGGGAACUGCACAUGACAACGUAGAAUUCACAUCGUUGGCGUUCGGGAAUAUGCCAAACUGUGGAUUAUUUUUUCUGGAAGGGGAAUAUUUAGCUGAGAAAAUAAACUUGCAUGAUAUUCUUGAUAUAGGUGAAUUGUCUUCAUGGGCACAUUUUGAACACAAUACAAGAAGAAUACUGACUUUCUACUUUACUAUCAAAAAUGAUACAAUAUCGAAAGAUGAUUCGCAAUAUGUUGGCUUUAAGCUUGUGUGGAUCGUUCACUGCGAUUCAGAUUCUGAUGAAAAAUCUGAUUAUAUUUUCAUACAUCUCAAGUAUCCGCCUCAAUUCUUAUUAAAAUAUGCAAGCAGCCUUAAGGAAGUUUUGGCUAGAUCGCAAUAUAUAUGCUUUUCACUUCGCAAAGAAGCUAAACAAAUGUUACCGAAUGAAAAUUUCUGGAUCAACGAAUCAAAUACGAAUAAGCAUUUUACUGCAAAUACGAAAAAAAUAGGAAUGUAUCAGAUUUGUUAUAAGAAUGCCAUAAUAAGUUUGCAAUCAACUUUUCAGCUAUUCGAAAUUCUUUCUGGUUGGAAAAAGCGGACGAAAAAUCGAAUCGUUUUUGGCGCUGUAAUGAAAGUACCACGAAGAGAACCGAAGAAUCGUACCUCCUAUGAAAUUGGACCUUUCAAGAAUGUUUGCCUACAUGUGAAGAAAGCAUUAAAUGCAACUUUAGCUACAGUCAAUAAAAGACGACAAAUCGCUUUGUUCAACGAUACUAUUCCACCGAAUUGCGUUUUUAUUCGAAAGAUUAUAGUAACUCCUCUUCGCAUUCUACUUUUUGCACCACAAAUUUCAGCAACUAAGCGAAUAAUUCGACGUUUUGGCGAAGAAAACGCUUUAAGAUGCGUUUUUCGUGACGAUAACGGUAAAAAAUUGGUUGAAAGCGAAUUUAGUUGUGGUCGAGCACAACGAGAUUAUUUUGCAUUAGCUUUUUUGGAUUCAUAUAGCAUUAAGACAUUACAAUUUUUUGGCUUGGUCAAACUCAUAGGUAAACGAAUCGCGCCAACUCUGUAG